Molecule: messenger RNA, 4012 nt
Organism: Thamnophis elegans (Western terrestrial garter snake)
Lineage: Eukaryota; Metazoa; Chordata; Lepidosauria; Squamata; Natricidae
Gene: NDFIP2
Product: Nedd4 family interacting protein 2
Biological process (GO): positive regulation of protein ubiquitination; vacuolar transport; metal ion transport
Cellular component (GO): Golgi apparatus; perinuclear region of cytoplasm; endoplasmic reticulum
Molecular function (GO): WW domain binding
Source: RefSeq, a predicted model, not a curated record
ACGGCGGCCCAGGCUUUUCUGAAAAGACGGCCCGGCUUUCAUUUCGCCCGCCGAGAGCCUGGAGGCAUCUCAACCCCUCUGAACCCUCCUCCUCCUCCUCAGCCGUUCCCUCGCCUCUCAGGCGCGCUUCACUCCCGAUCUGCUCCUGAGGUGAGCGGCCGGGAAAGCGAGCGCUCGGCUGCCCGAGAAGGAGGAGGAGGAGGCGGAGGCGGAGGAGGACGAGGAAGGAGGCGGUCGUCAAGGGAGGAGCCAGCCGCACCGCCGGAGCUAAGCAGAGUCGGAGGAAGACGGAACCGGGAGGAGCGAAGAAGGAGAAGGAGAAGAAGAAGAAGAGGAAGCAGGGCCGGAGCUGAAAGGAGGAGAGCGCUGAGGCGGCUAGGCCCGACGCGCCCCCCCCCCCCCCCGCUCCGCCGCCAUCAUGGAGCAGCAGCAGCAGCAGCAGCAGCCCGUCAGUCGGUACCAAGUGCUUCAUAAUGAAGACGAUCCUGCGGAAUCUACAGAAGAGCAACCGUCCACCUCUACGGAAACUGCACCAGCUUGUCAAACAGAGGCACCUUUACCUGAGGUGGAUACUUCCCCUCCACCUUAUUGUAGCAUCGCUACAGAAGCAGCUGCACCAACAGAAGUCGAAUCACCCAACGAUUUUUACCCAGUGCCGCCUCCCUACAGCGUAGCUACCUCUCUUCCCACUUACGAUGAGGCGGAGAAGGCCAAAGCUGCAGCAAUGGCAGCUGUGGCGGCAGAAGCCGCAGCCCAAAGACACGGCCAUUUUAGGGAGUCUAGGAGUCUGUUUGAUGUAUUCCUGAGUCCACCAGAGGAAGAAGAAUAUCCCCCAAGAGAUGACUUCAGCGAUGCAGACCAACUCCGUGUGGGGAAUGAUGGCAUUUUUAUGUUGGCUUUUUCAGUCAUGGCAUUCAUUUUCAACUGGAUUGGAUUUUGCUUAUCAUUCUGUAUAACUAACACCAUAGCAGGAAGAUAUGGUGCAAUCUGUGGAUUUGGAUUGUCUUUGAUCAAAUGGAUUCUUAUUGUCCGGUUCUCAGAUUACUUUACUGGCUAUUUCAAUGGACAGUACUGGCUUUGGUGGAUAUUUCUUGUACUUGGCCUCCUCCUAUUUUUCCGAGGUUUGUUAAUUACCUUGAAAGUUAGAAAUAUGUCUGAAAGUAUGGCGGCAGCUCAUAGAAAAAGAUUUUUCUUCUUGUAUUAGAGAUUGCAGCAACCAGGCAUUCUCCUCUUAUCAAUGUGAACUUCCAACCCACCAGUUACCUUCCGCCGAAUAGGGAAAGAUGACUACUGUAUCUGAAGCAGGAUUCUUUUUGCCGCUUAGUGAAUGGCAGAAUGGUUCAUGCUUAAGUGCCAGUUCUGUUCAUUCUAGUCAAUAUUUAUAUUAAGCAUUGCCUUUUGUCUUGCACAUAUAUACAUAUACAAUAUAUAUAUGUGCUAAUCAGCAAGAACUUAAAAAAAAAAAAAAAUCCAUGCAUAUAGUCUGCUAAGCAGCUGAUACAGUAGACUUAACUAAAUCAUGUUUGAAUCUGAAUAUUUUUAAGGGGGUAAGCUGUUCUUCACCAGUAUUAUGUACUAUCUAUUUGUUGGUCUAAUGAUUUUUUUUUGGCGGGGGGGGAUGCAGGCAACUUGUACCAACUGCUCGGGACUCUGCUGGGAUGUAUAUUACAUUCAUCCGAUUAUGCACAUUAGAACAUUUUAAUCAUACAAUUUGUAGCUCUAUAAACAUGUGUUGAAAAGCUUUUUAUUGAGGGCUGAACCAGGUUGCCCUAGUACACUUUUUUUAUUGUGGUUCAAUUGUGUAAAAUUAGCCUCUUCAUCAAUGUUGGCAAUAUAAUGGCGUAAAGUAUAAUGGAGUUUUUUAAAUCACUGCCAUUUUGAAAUACAGUAGGAGCUGAUUUCAUGAAGAAACCAUUAAGCUGCAGUUAUCGUGCAACUUCAUACAUUUGGUUUGAUUCUUUGUUUAAGGGAAUAAGAGAGAUUGCUGCUGUCCUGCUGUCAUCUUACAUAAUAGCAGGAAGCCAGAGAAGAAAUACAAAUAGAAUCACAAGAGGAGAGUGUAUCUGAUUAGUUGUCAAUUUGAGAAGGAGUUCUGUUCUUCAGCUCUUCCCACAUUAUUUUUGCAAUUUUGCUUUGACAGAGAAACAUGGGCUUUAGCCCCACGGACUAGUAGCUGUUCAGGUUACAGAAAUUUGAAGGGUGAGGGGGAGAAGUAUGCAAAUUAAAAUCUCUUCUCAUCAAUUGAACUGCACAUGGCUAAUUCAGCUGGAUGAUUUGAUUAGCAUAAGCCCCCACAAGAAAAUUUUAAGCAUACAACUAUAAUGCCAAAAGAAUUAAUAUGUGGAUUUGAGCAAGGGAAUGUUCUAAGUGCGUGAUUGAAGGAUGUAUUUGGGUCCCAUUUACGUGGGGGUGGGGAACUAUAAAUUCAUUCUUGCAUUUAUCAUCUCAUUAAGGUUUAGCAUAAGGAAGUUGCUAACCUGUUUCUUCUGCCUUUUCUUGUUAAGAAUCUCUUGCUUCACUAUUCCCCCAUCUGCUUACGGUCAUAAUGUGCAAUCGAAGACUAGAAUGUAAGUUUUCUAUGCAUUCCAGCCCGUCUUCUUUGGCAAAGGGAAGAUUCACAGUAAAGAAGAUUUACUGCAACACUACCCAGUUGAAAGGAUGGUGUGGUUUUUCAACAUGGAAUAUCACUUUACAUUGUUGUUAGGCUACGAGAAGACCUUCACACGAGGGAUUUCAGUAAUAAGCCAGGCUUUUAAAAAGGUGGUUCUGUUUUUCAUGCCAACGAAGCCGAGUUUAGGUUAAUUCUCAAUAGGUGCUUUUUCUUUUCUUUCUUUUCUGAUUGCAGAAACGUAAGCAACUUAGUGCUUACGAUAUUCAUAUACAACAAUGAUGUUUAUCUUGAGUUAACAGUUAUAUAUCUAGGCAGCAGGAAUAAAUGUACUUAUGCCUUCCUUAAGGAUCUCUGGGACUGAACACUCUGUUAUAUUCUCAUACGGUUGUAAUAAGCCUCAUCUCUGUUUCCUGCUAAUCAUUCUGUAUUUUUGGGAGUGGGAAAAUGCACCUUUAUUUCUUAAUUUGAAUUUUUGCACUCUUCCAUUUUCAUAUAACGUUUAGGGAAAAUACGUGUUUUUUCCCUGACUUAUGUAUCAACCUGUAUCCAUUGUAUGCAUAAGGUUGGCAAUUUAUAGUCUUUAUUAUUUAAGCAUCAUUUUUAAAAAAUGCUAAGACUUGGAGAACAAAUGCCCAUUCCUGGUAUGAAUGCAAACAAAAUCCUUUUUAAAAAAAGAGUUCCUAUGUAUUUUUCCUUGAAUUCUUCGGUAUUUGUUCUUCCUUCCUUCCAACUCCCUCCUCUGCAUAAUUUGUUUUCUGGUUUUGUUUUAUUUUAUUUGGAUUUUUGAAUAAAGGCUUCCAGUUUUUACAUUAAAAAAAACCUUUCUACACCUCUUUUGUAAACAAAUGAUGAAUUAGCUGAACACUUUCUCUUUUGGACUUUUUCUUUUUGUAAUUUAAUAUGUAUAAUUUUGCUUCAGUUUGAAGCAGUUAUAUUGGAGCAAUGCAUUGGCAAAGAAUAAUUCACAUUCUGUUUCAUUUCAGGAUUUCAUAUUAAAUUAUGCAUACACCCUAAUUUGCAAAAGAUGCAGGUAUUUUAUGAAAGACUACAGUCAUUGCCUAUAUGCAGAGAAAAAUACAUCAUUUUGUGUUAAACCUUUAGGUUUAUAUGUACAGCAGGAGAAAAAGGAGCAACAAACACCACAACAGGAAUGUGAACAGUGAGAAGAGGCAAUUUUGUGUCUUCCUUUAGGCAAUUAUAAAUGCAAAUUUACAUUCAUAUCAACUUUGCAUUCCUGAAAUUGAAAUCACAUUUUUUUGUAAAAUAGCUUUAGCUACUUUUUAAAAAAGCCUAUGAAUCAUGCAAUACUGUAUAUUGUUGGAAUUCUGAAUCCACAGUCUGGGAAUGAAUUUAAGAGAAAUAUGUUCAAUUUCACAGAAAGCAAAGCAAACUAUUAAAAAA